AUGGAAUAUUUCGGAGGAUCACCAACCAAGUACCAAGUACCAAGCACCAAGUACCAAGCAAUCGUGAUCAAGAUCGUUUCUUUCCAGUUGUCAGUAGCAUCUGGUCCACGUUUCGAUACCACCGUUACUUCUCCCACGUUUAUUGCUCCUUAUACGUACAAUCAGAAUUCCACUGGCUGGUUUCUUACUGAAGAUCUUGAACUGUUUGUUGGAACCAACCUGGAGUUGUCGGCUGGGUCGUUGACCAGACCAGCUAUCGUCAAAUUGAUGCUGCAGCGUGACUCCUCCCAAAAUGUGGUUGGUGUUGAGGCGCAACUAACGACUAAAUCGGAUAAUGAUAAUGUAUUGACGGCAGCUGGGGGUCCGCCGACUCCACAGUUUGUAGGAGAUCCCAUCAGUUACAAUGGACGAGUCUACUUCUUUUUCCGCGAGAUUGCAGCGGAGUUUAUCUCUGAAAGUCUCGUGUAUUCAAGAGUCGCAGUGGUGUGUCAGAAUGAUACAGGGGGUCAAGCAAGCACCCAGUUAUCGGUCCGCAACAUAGUCACCUUUGUGAAAGCCCGACUAACAUGUUCUAUCGACGGAGCCAUCCCCUACCAUUACAACGAAAUACAGGACAUUUACCAGUCAACUGAUGAUGUCAACGUAGUCUUUGCAAUUUUCGCCACACGAGCACCUGUCGUGGCAAGUUCUGCAGUUUGCGCCUACCGUUUGGAUGAGAUUGAGGCACUGUUUCUCAACACCGAGAAUAAGUUCACGUUUCAGGAGAAUAAUGGCGAGAUUUGGAAGGACGUAGCCACGGACCCCAUCACUCCCAGACUAGUAACGUGUCAAAACACAGACAGUUUCAGUUCAGCUACCGUACUAAACAUAUUAAGACAAGGUCAAAUAAUGUCGGUGUCGGCUGAGAACAAGCUGCACUACGAGACGGCAGGGGGCGCUCAAAGCAACCCUCUGUUGGUGAUAGACGGGGAACGUUUCUCACAGAUCGUGGUUGAUGAAAACGUCGUCAAUUCCAUCGAUGUCAUGUUCAUCGGAACGGAGAAUGGGGCUGUGCUCAAGGCGUAUUUGAACGCGAACCGAUCCGAAGCGAAAGUCGUGGAGGAGAUUAGCCUGGAUACAGACGGUCGAAAAACUCCAGUGUUAACCAUGUUGCUGAGUGACUCCGAUCAAGCCGUUUUUGUCGGCACCGACAUUGGCGUCUACAAGGUACCAUUCCAACACUGCCAGGAUUUCGCCUCGCGUGUGGCCUGUUUAGUCAUUGAAGAUCCGUACUGCAGAUGGAACGGUACUUCGUGUGUCAACUCUGACGAGGGGGAGCAGGACUUGGAGACGGGAGCUGACAACACCGAGCCUCCAAGCAUCACAAUACACCUGGGACCCAACAGUCAAACGAGGUACCUGAACGUCAAGAACCAACCCAUCAACCUGUAUCUUUUCGCUGAGGCACCUACGGGUGAAAACCUUCGCGUGGUCAACGACGAAGUCCAGUGCACACCGUGCGCCAGCCUGCCGUACACCGAGCACCGAGCCUCCAGCUCUGGCAAAGAGUUCCUGUCCUUGCUCAUCAAUGGAUCAAAUUCUGCGGAGACUACGAACUGCUCCUGUACAGUCGUCUUGGCCAUAGACGGAGGCCCUAACAGUUCGGUCAAUUUUGAUCUCACUGUGGACAAUUCUGCUGCUGUAAGUGCAAACGAUGCCGAGAUCAGCCAACUGGAGAAUUUCGACAACGAAAUAAGACGAUAUAAAAGGACCCUGCAAGACUGGCAAACACAGGUGGGUGAAUCAUGUGGACUUACCGACGUACAAUUGUGCCAAGCAGGACAACCGUAACCAUCAACAUUACGUUACGUCACAGCAUUCCCGUUGACUGAUUGGAUUUGGCCCCAUCACGUGACACGGAACAUUUUGUGAAUAUGUGUGGGUCUGGUUAAAAUUGACAUUUGUCUGCAGUUUUAAGAUACACUACUUAGCUUUUAAAGAUCAUACGAUCGCUUGCAUUUUGUUAAGUUUACCGAAGCAACAUUUCUCAAAGGCUUAAGUAUGACAGAUUAAUAUUACAGCUUACCCGUUGGAGUCAAAUUUUUAGAAUAAAAAAAGGAGAAAAUCUCUACUAUAGAUUUUGUUUGAGGGGGUUCUCGUAUAAAGUUUGAUUCCAUAGUGUACACUUCUGAUUCAGGAGUUGCUGUCUCAUGUUUCUUAUGUUUUGAAUUUCAUGCUCUCGUGUAAAACCCCUUGAUCGGCACUGGGGACGUGAUUUUCAUUCACUCGUUAAAUACAUGAGUAUUUAACGAAUAUUGUCAAAUUAAAAAGAAUGUGCCCUCGGGCACACUUUUCAAACAUCCUGUUGUUUUCUUCCAAACUGUGCUAAUUUUACAGGGUAGACUUUCCUCGUACCAGUUCCGGUAAUCAGCAAAUUCCAAACUUUAUUUAAAUUCCGAACUUCAAAUAAAUAAAGACAAUAUUUGAGAGUAAAAUGUCGAACAUUGGCAGCAACAUUCUUUUUUUAUACAAAGGAAGUUGGAUUCAGAAAAUGACGGGGAUUAAGCAUUUUGAGAUUUUUUUUUCUCCAUUUUAUAAUCGUAAGUGACUGUCAAAAAGGUUUAAAACCUCAUGCAUGAGGACUUAGUCGUUUAAACCAAUCUCAAUUUAUAUUAGUUGUUUAUUGUAUAACUCAGUAUACAUGGUGAUUGUUUUUUUUUUUAAACAUUAUGCAGUGCGUAUCGAUGUAUAAUAGCUUUUCAAUUCUUUAAUGGUGUGUUUGUAAAA
This is a messenger RNA of Patiria miniata (bat star), 2766 nucleotides long. RefSeq names its product semaphorin-5B-like. The record is from RefSeq and is a predicted model, not a curated record. The transcript has 14 exons. Gene Ontology annotation, molecular function: chemorepellent activity; semaphorin receptor binding. Bases 1 to 1830 code for a protein of 609 amino acids. Gene Ontology annotation, biological process: axon guidance; negative regulation of axon extension involved in axon guidance; negative chemotaxis. Lineage: Eukaryota; Metazoa; Echinodermata; Asteroidea; Valvatida; Asterinidae.